CUUCUGGGUGCCAAGAAGGGAUUUAUUAGACUUGUGUUACAAAUGCUAUUUUUUAGUAAUGGUCUUCAGUGGUAUAGCAAUGUAUUUAAUGUAAAGGUCUAUGAUUUAGAGGACAGUUAGAAAUUGUAAUAUGCUUUACUUUGUAAAAUCAACACAUUUAUCAUUGUAAAAAGCAGGCAGAGGUACUCUAGCAAUAUAAGUAAUUACAUCUAUUUAAAGGAAUGUUGUGGGAUUCAGCACUUAAAUACCAACACCUCAUGGAGGGGACUUUUCAAUGAGGGGUGAAGCCAAAUAGUACUAAAACAGCUGUACAAAAUAGGUGCAAUUCCUAUGAGAAUUCAUAGUUUGAAUUUCUUUUCAUCUCACUUUUUUUUUUGAGAAGGUAUCGCAUGAAACAGGGCUAAAUUCAGUCCUUGGUUACAACUGUGAAACAUUUACUUUCCAUGUUGUAAGCAAGACCAGCAUUUGGGAUAGUAACACUUUAGAACAAAAUAUCUCUAACUCUGGAGGAGUCACUUGUAAAGAAUUUUACAAUCUGUAUCCUGAAGAUUCCAUUUUUGAGAUAAUUAGUAUACAUUUUUAAUCAUUUAUUAUUAUAUUUAUUUAUUUAUUAUUAAACAGCCAUUGUAAUUUGAAUGGGCCAUUUUGCCUGCUUUUUUCGGGGGAGGGGGAUGAAUGGAGCUAAAAGUAAUACAAAUAGUGGGAUUUCCCAAUAAAAUGCAAUGUGCCUUGUUGGAUCAAAUUAGCUGGAUCUAGAUGUCAUGUUAUGGAAGGUAUUUUUAAGUACAGUACUAAAUGUAGCUCCUUUGCUGAAACUUGAAAAUUUCUUGCAUUUUUCUGUAGUGUGUUUUUUCUUAAAUUCAUCUACUAUCAUGAGCAACUUGCAUUAUUAACGUCUUAAUAAUUUGUGUGAUCUGGAAAACUUCUGUCAGACAUAUUUGGUUGUGAGCGAGAUCAUUUUUAUUAUUAUGUAUUAUUUAUUAAAUCAUUUGUACUCUAGAUUCACUGAAAUACAAAACAGAAAACUUGCCCAAGAUUCCCCAAACAUUAGCACUGGAAUGGCAAUAGCUGGAGUCAUUUUAUUUGCAAAGAGUAUUAAAUUGACAACAAAAUUUACGAGUGCUUUGGAUAUACCAGUAGAAUUUAUAGAAAAGAAUGUGAAACUACGAGGAAAGUUAUGUCACAUAACUGAGAAAGGACUAGAAGUUGAACAUGUUCCCAUUAGCCUUCCUUUCCUGUCAUCAUUACAGAGAAAAUGGCAAUCAAAUGGUGUUUUGCUGGUCAGACUUGCUGGAGUGGAGCUGACACCGAAUGCUAUGGUCUGGUUACAGGAAGAGUUAAAACCUGCACAAAUGAUGUGGUUCCAGCUUCUUGGAAGGGAGGAUUUGGUGCUUGAUUGCCUCAUUUUAGUAAAUAAGGGUAGAUUUUUCAGUGUGUGUCUGAAUGAAGAGAUUUUGAGACAAGGGCUUGGCAAAACAACACGUAUUGAAGGACUACAUCAUGACUCUCCAUUAUACUGGAAGCUUCACAAAAGACUACUUCAAGCAGAACUAAAAGCCUUGAAGAAAAAUAAGGGAAUAUGGAAAGAAGAAAGUUACUUUGAAAAACUUAGAGAUCAUAUAAGUAAUAAUAAAUUUGUACAGAAGUUAAAACAAUUUGUAAACUGGCUACGAAUACAUAUUUAAAAGUGAAAUGGGAAGGACUUAGCUGGAAAAAUGCUAUUUGGACAUGGACGAGUGUCUCUUUGGCGUGUGCUUUUUAUUAACGAUGAGCUUAUGAAGGAAAGCCUAAACCCUUGAUUUUUGAGGCUCCUGCCUCAAGGAAAAAUAUAGAAAAUAGUCCUAGUAAUGUUAUUUAAAGAGAUGUUUAAAUAUAGUAUAAUUCUUGUAUAAGAAUAAACUUCAGCAUGAUGAUGCCUGCUAAAGUGUGUUAAGGCCAAUAUUAUUCAAAUAUAGGAGUCUAAAGUUAUGCUUCUAAAUCCUUAAUUUAGGCUCUUAAAUAAGUGGUCAGAUUUUCAAGAGUGCCUAACACCCAGAUGACCCCAUUUACCUCAGUGGAAAUGAUUGAAGAUCCUAUUUUUGAAGAUCUAAAAUAUUCAUGUACAGGGUGACACUUUACUUACAUUGCAGUGGAAUAUAAUAUGGAGGAGGACUGCUUGAAAACUGAAUAUUAAUUAUUAGAUAUCACUUAAAGAAAAUAACUUUCCAGUACUUCUGCUUUCCUGGAUCUUUGUUGUACAUAAGUAUUUUUGUUUGAGUCCAAUAUAAGGGAACACAUAUGUACUGUUUACUAUUUCUGUGUUUUAAAAGUUUUAACAUGUUGAAUAGCUAGUUCUACUAUGUAAUUAAUAGAAAAGAUGACUUGACACAGCUGAACUUAAAAAGAAGUGUGUAUAGAAGUUCCUAACCAUGAGAAUUUAAAUUUAGAAAUACAGUAGGUGAGCAUAAAUUAAUACAUCAAUAAACGACUUAUUUGCUUGUAGUAUAAAUACAUUAGCUUAUACAUUUGUAAAGAGUUGCAGAAUUUAAAGAUUAUAAUCUGGUAGAAGUGACCUUUUGAAUAUUCAUUGUUUGUUUCUAUUUCUAGGUUAAAUCAAGUGAAUUAUACAGGUUUUGUAGUCAAGAGCACUAAACUCUGUGCAACCUUGACAAUUAAACAUGGCACAUUAAAUUUCUUAUUCUCCUCUGUUCUUAUGCUUAGCUGCAAUUUUUUAAAACUGAGGACACGUAUACUUUUGAAGGAUGAAAUAGCCAAAAAAC
This is a messenger RNA of Mauremys mutica (yellowpond turtle), 2759 nucleotides long. RefSeq names its product chromosome 9 C3orf33 homolog (gene MISO1). Bases 969 to 1685 code for a protein of 238 amino acids. Lineage: Eukaryota; Metazoa; Chordata; Testudines; Geoemydidae. The transcript is spliced from 5 exons. The record is from RefSeq and is a predicted model, not a curated record.